CAAAAACAAGUUCUUCAACGAUGUUGYUGUUGUUAAUACACUAAACAUUUCUCUCCAUGUCGUCUAAACUGUGGCAGCAUCCUUACGUYAACAUUUUGAAGCAUUUUGGUGUUGGUGAAUGGAAAAAAUGCACCAAAGAAGGGGACGUAAGCGCGUUGAUGGACAAACAAGUCAAAGGAACUAUUUACAGGAUUAGUGGUUCAAUUCCACCUGGUAACUACAUCCAGUUCCCUCGCACAACAUCCCAAACGCUUGGUCUUACAGGACGRUAUCUCUACCUCACCUUUAAACCAAUACCAACCAAGUACUUCGUUGUUCAUAUUGAUGUGGCAGCUCAUGAUGGCUCGGCUGUUAGGAUUUCAUUUUCUAAUCUCUUUAAAGAAUUUAAAUCCACUUCAACAUGGCUACAGUUUCCUUUUGUGUCAAACCCUUCACCAACUUCAGUUGAAGCAAAAACMUCAUCUGAUAUACAGGUUGCAAACCUGGUUGGUAAAGCUCCACAGACAAGCMGAUGGACUCUUCUGGUCCUUGAUUUUCAUUAUAUUUUAUCYGUAUAYCUUAAUCACUCCUUUGCYUAYGUAAAGAACAUUCGUUUAUGYGCAAACAUGUUUCUAAGGGGACUUUUUACUAGUGAUGUUGACUAUCAGCCUGGAUUAAGUUCCUCAGAGGCACGUAAGCUUGGUUUGCUUGCUGAAGGGGUUAUUCCUUUGCCAAAGGAAAUGGCRUUYCCACAACCUAAGGGAUCUGACUGGCAGACUGUGUAUGAYUAUGUGAGGUUCCCACCAGACAAGAUCAAUACACGGCUUGGUAUUAUUACUAGUGUUACAGAGAAAAGAAUUAAGUCUGAAGAGAGUGGAAAUAAGUCACAAGGAAAGCGUGAAAAGCAUUCAWCAUUAAAAAAGGAUACUGUAAAAUCCAAGACGUUUGGUCGCCAUAAGGAAGUUAAGUUAAUCACAGAACCAGUCCAUGUUGAUGAGCCUGUAUCUGAUAGGCAUGUAUAUGCAACUAUUCAUCGCCCAAGUAUUCGUCAAAAAAUCCAUUCACAGCUCAAGGAUUAUUCUUUAAGCCAUCAAAAUGAUAUACCUGUACAAGAGAAAAAAUCCAAGAGUCUAAAGCCAGAUCCUAUUCURUCCUUGAAGAAGAUUGUUGGAUUUGGAGGUGGCACCUAUAGGGAUGGGUUAUGGAACAUAAAUGGUACUCAUGUGGUGUACCCCAGCCAUGCUAUUAUUGUUUCCAUGGAGAUAUCAUCUGGUAAACAAGAUUUCCUGGUAGGACAUACUGAUAAGGUAUCAGCACUGGCCUUUGAUGGCUCUGCUCAUAUCUUGGCAUCUGCUCAAAAAGGAAAGCCGUCAUUGAUUAGAAUAUGGAAAUAUCACAGUCGCAAGUGUAUCUCACUAUUUAGGACCCAAGUAUUUGAUAUUACUUGCUUAAGUCUGUCAUACAGUGGCAAUAUUUUGUGUGCCGUAGGACAUGAUUCUGGUGGAAAGCAGUUGGUAGUGGUAUGGGACACAUCACAGUCAGUCAGGGGUGGUCAAAUCAAUUUACUUGCCAAAGCACACACUGAUGUCSAUAUUAAUCGCAUGAGGAUUGCCGACUUUGAUGACAGCAGAAUGAUAUCUUGUGGAAGAGAAAAUAUCCGUUUUUGGCGACUACGUAAUGGGUCSUUGCGUUCAUGUCCCAUUGAACUAAGACAACACUCUGGGGUAGAAUUUACCGACAUUACUUUUGGUAUCAAGCAUGGUACAAGCACAGUGCCAAGUAAAAUAUUCUGCAGUACAUCCAAUGGAUCCAUUUUUCAAGUUGACUACAGCAAAAUCAUUAUUGAUCGUGUCUACAAGCUUCUUCCYAUUGGCAGUAGUCAUGGUAACCAUCAAGUGUCAAUCAAUGURUURGUUGUCAAUGACUUGUUCUGUGCAACAGGCUCCAGUGAUGGUUACCUGAGGCUGUGGGCAAGUGACUUCUCUAAAGUGUUACUUGAAGCAGAACAUGAAGGCUCCAUAACCUUCGUGAAUGUAUCAAGAGAUGGGRGUCAUAUUCUUGCUGGUACUAACAUGGGAAAUCUUGGUAUACUUAACACCUCUACCAGGUCAUACAAGACAAUAAUGAGAUCACACACCAAUAUCAUAUACUCWAUGAGUAUGGACCCAGGCCAUCGUCGACUGGCAACAGCAUCAGCAGAUCAUACUAUACGUAUAUGGGAUAUGGACACCCUUACRCAGYUAUAUGACUUUCAAGCYCCUGACGAGGAGCCCUGUGUUAUAACAUUUCACCCUAUUGAUGGYUCCUUUGCRUGUGGGUUUACUGAUGGUACAGUUAGAGUCUUUGAUGUACUGGCUACAAGCCUUGUAGCAGAGCACAAGCAACAUAAAGGRAGGGUGACAGGUUUGGUAUUUUCUCCSAAUGGACGUCUUUUGUUUAGUGCUGGGGCUUUGGGUGCCAUUGCCAUGUACUCAGUCAACGAUAAKGACUAUGAAUUAGUACGAAUGCUGCUGGACAUGACACCAAGAAAUAUAGACAUGGGUCCCAAUGCUUUAUCUAUGAGUAUUGACGGCAUGAAGCUAGCAUUUAUUGGUCCUACAGAGUACACAGUAUGUGUGGUUGACGCCAGGUCCUUGGAUGAGGUACUAAGAGUUGAUAUAACAACAAUAGCAAGUCAAGGUUAUAUUGACACCGCUAUUCUAGUAGCAUUCUCUACACCACAACUCAACCACCUAUUGGUAAUGACUUCAUCUAAUAGACUUCUCAAGUUGGAUGCAAGUAAYGGAAUGUUGCUGAGUGAGGUUUCUAAUAUCCAUCGUAAGACUUCAACAUGCCUGGAUACCUCAUCUGAUGGCCGUUACCUAGCAACCAGUGGGGAUAACCUUAUAAAAAUAUGGGACUACCACAUGAGACUGGACAUUAACUUCCAGGUAUUCAUUGGGCAUUCCAAUCCUGUCAAUCAAAUUUUCUUCACCCCAGGGAAUCAUGAAGUUAUAAGUGUGGGUGAAGCUAUACUGAUGUGGCAGUUUAAUGGAAGAACAAACAARCUUCCACCAUCAAGCAAUACAGAUGUUAUAAAUGUCAGUUCUUUGGGGCAUAAAGAUAAAACACCUCAAAGAAAUGCACAGUACCCCAAAGUGUUACCCAACACRUCACAACCACGYGUGAACCCACCAAAACCMACAACCUAUGAACCAAUAGAACUUGACCUGAGUCCUGUUAGAGACACAGAAACCCCYGAGAAAAUAGWAACAGAGAUGCCUCAACCUCUACCAUCAAGACURGAGACUUCAAUGAAACAAGUCAAGGAUAAAGAGAUUAUAACUGUGUCAUUCCAAGAGAGUCCAAAGAAAGCCGAGGUCAGUCUAAUAAGCAACAAGGAUGCAGUAACCAGUGACAAGCCACCAAAUGUAUGCAAACACUACAAGAGUAGAUUAAAUAAGACUUCAGUGCUUGCCAAGUGUAGAUAYACUGCUCCACCAAACCAAGCUGGUCUAAAACUGAAGUCAGUUUUGGGGUAUAAUGGUGAAGGCAGGAARAACAUGAUUUGGAAGUAUGAUACAGGUCUGUUUGCAUACAGUAAUGGUGCCAUUAUAGUCAUAGAAGACCUCCAUUCUGGUAAACAAAGGCACUUGGUUGGUCACACUGAAGAYGUUUCAACUCUUACUGUACAAAAUGACAGCCAGGUACUUGCAUCGGCAUCAGGGUCAUCACCAAGCUCUACCAGUCAGAUUUGUAUUUGGAAAGUCAAAGAUGGUUCUUGUGAUAAGGUAUUAACCUAUCACAAACACGAGGUAAUAAACCUGAGUUAUUCUAGAGACGACCGAUUUCUGAUAUCUGUUGGUGACUACAGAGAGUGCUCUAUAGUGGUAUGGAGUACCGCAAACUAUGAAGUCAUUACCUCAUCGUAUGCAAGCCAACCUAUUCAUGACUUACAGUGGGACCCUUAUAGAGUGAAUGAGUUUGUUACGGUGGGACACAAUGGAUGCAUUGUGUUUUGGUUGCUGGAUGAGUCUUCACUAUCAUUCAACCUGAAUAUGCACGAACCUGAAGUUCCUGGGGAUAUAAUUGUCAAUAAAGCUGAUGAAGCAUCAGGUCAUUUCACUGCUAUUUGCUAUGCUAAUGACUUCAUACUGUACGCAGCAACAUCUGAUGGAUUAGUGUUUGCUUGGGAUACACAGCAAAACAAAUGCUUUAUACACUGGAAGGCUGACAAGACUGAAAUUGAUGUUCUAGUGUUUGGUCAGGAUCACUUAGUGACUGGAGGAUGUUCAAGUGUCCUCAAAAUAUGGUCCGUCAUUGGAGUUAACAGCAUCAGAACACAAGGAGACAAUUACAGGAUAACAAAUGAAAGUCUUGUCAUGGAAGAUGAGAUGAAUAUGGAUGGUGCUAUAAUAUCUGCUUCUUUUGAUGAUARUCUGCAAACGGGAAUAKUUGGUACUACUGUGGGUACCCUGUGGUAUGUCAAUUGGGCUGAGCGGACCAGCAUAAGACUGGUUAGUGGACAUGCUCAAGAGAUCAAGUCUGUAGUGUUCAGUUCAAGUGAUGACAAGUACUUUGCUACGUGUGGUACAGAUGGAGUGCUUCAUCUAUGGACCACUGAUAACUUAGAACAUCUACAGUUCCAGGUUAUGAACCAGAGCUGUAACUGUGUGGCAUUCUGUCCAAUACCAGAAGCAGCUGCCACAACAAAUGUUGUAAACCAAGGACAGACACUAGCCACAGUGCUUCCACAGACCUCCCCUGAAUCACGUGAUUCCAUCAACCAAUCACAUUGCGUUGCAGGCUACGGAGAUGGCACAGUGAGAAUGUUUGACUUGGGUCGUGUGGAGAUGAUCAUGAAGAUGCAGCCACAUGCGACCGCUGUUACACACAUUGCAUUCUCCCCUGAUGGUUAGUAGACAAACAUCUCAUU
This is a messenger RNA of Exaiptasia diaphana, 4894 nucleotides long. Its product is annotated as WD repeat-containing protein 90. The transcript is spliced from 32 exons. The record is from RefSeq and is a predicted model, not a curated record. Gene Ontology annotation, molecular function: protein binding. The coding region runs from base 57 to 4877 and encodes 1606 amino acids. Gene Ontology annotation, cellular component: centriole. Lineage: Eukaryota; Metazoa; Cnidaria; Anthozoa; Actiniaria; Aiptasiidae.